UCUGCCCAAAGCAGCAGAAACCUUUGGGGCCUAUCCCAAAACAGUAUCAGUUGUUAAAUCCAUUUGAGAAACUAACAAUGCAUCGACUACAGUCAUAAAUUGGAAGAGACUGAUGGCUCAUGAAUGCCAGUGCAUAUCUCCAGAUGACUAGGAUUGUUACUACCACCCUGGAGUAGGAUUGUAGUCUUGUAGGUAUUGUUUCAACAAGUUACCUUUUAACUUACCAAUGUUUCACUCCUGGGCCGGGAGAUUAAAAGUUCCUUGCCAAAGAAAUACCACCCAUAAGGCCUCCUCCAGGUAUCCCCUAUGUAAUGUAGUUUAAUUCAUGUGUAUGUGUCUUCAUUUGUUCAGAUUUUGAGCCAGCUCAAUCAUCAGUGAAAUUUUCAGACAUUGGAGGUUGUGACAAUACUGUGGAACAAGUAUGUAAACUGCUGGUUCACAUGAGGCACCCAGAAGUGUUCCGCACCCUUGGGGUGACCCCACCCAGAGGGUUCCUCCUUCAUGGUCCUCCUGGCUGUGGCAAGACCUUGUUAGCUCAUGCUGUUGCUGGGGAGUUGGAAAUGCCGUUCAUAAAACUUGCAGCCACGGAGAUUGUUUCAGGAGUGUCUGGAGAAUCAGAACAGAAAGUCAGAGAGCUGUUUUCACGAGCUGUGGCCAAUUCUCCAUGUGUGUUAUUCCUUGAUGAAAUAGAUUCCAUCACACCAAAGAGAGAAACAGCUUCCAAAGACAUGGAAAGAAGAAUUGUCUCACAGCUUCUUACUUGCAUGGAUGACUUGAACAGCAAUCCAGAUGCUCAUGUGUUGGUUAUAGGGGCAACUAACAGACCUGACUCACUGGACCCUGCUCUGCGACGUGCUGGUCGGUUUGACAGGGAAAUCUCAAUGGGUAUACCCGAUGAAAAAGCCAGAGAAAGGAUUUUGAGAGUUCUGAGUCAGAAGUUAAGACUUGAAGAAGACUUCAGUUUUGCCUUAUUGGCUCGACUCACCCCUGGGUUUGUUGGUGCAGAUCUCAUGUCACUGACAAGAGAAGCAGCUUUGAUUGCAGUGAACAGGUACAAUACUUCAACAAUACUUCCAUUAGACUAUUUGCACGCAAACUGGAUUGUUUACAUCUUAUUUAACACUACAGUUACUGAAUGGCUGAGAGAGCAAUCACCACUAACAGAAGAUGAACUACAAAAACUCUGUAUUAGCAUGGAUGAUUUCAAGGCAGCGUUACUGAUAGUUCAACCGUCAGCCAAAAGAGAAGGGUUUGCUACCAUCCCUGAUGUAACAUGGGAAGAUGUCGGAGCACUCAAGAAUGUCAGGGAAGAGCUUACCAUGGCUAUAUUGGUAAAUAUUCUUGUAGGAAAAUACAGCGGGUCACAAAGAUGUGGUAUUACCAGGGUGGCCGUAUUAAAGGUGUCCUUGACGCAGUUUGGUUCUACAUUUCAGUAUGUUGGCGAGAGUGAGCGGGCCGUCAGACAAGUGUUCCAAAGAGCCAGGAAUUCCGCCCCAUGUGUGAUCUUUUUUGAUGAACUGGAUGCACUGUGUCCGAGGAGAUCUGACAGCGCCGAGUCGGGUGUAAGCGUACGAGUCGUGAAUCAGUUGCUAACUGAGAUGGACGGACUGGAGGCAAGAAAACAAGUGUUCAUCAUGGGAGCCACCAACAGACCAGAUAUCAUCGACCCUGCUGUUCUAAGACCUGGUCGACUUGAUAAAGUGCUGUUUGUUGGUCUACCGAACACAGAAGACAGGGGAGACAUUUUAAGAACGCUAACCAAGGACGGGAAAAAACCGGUCCUACUGCCUGAUGUUAGUAUCGCAGAUCUUGCGCGUGACGAAAGAUGCGAAGGUUUAUCGGGAGCUGAUCUCGCAGCAUUGGUUCGUGAAGCUUGUAUGGCGGCUUUACGAGAAUGUAUAAAUGCGCGCGCCACUUGCCAUGUGUCCAUUGAGAACCAGGCUUCUCUUGAACAAAGCCCUCUGGGAGUGGGACAAAGGCAUUUUUCUGCAGCUUUUCAGAAAGUAAAGCCUUCAGUAAGCAAAAAGGUAGACGGGAAAAAACCGGUCCUACUGCCUGAUGUUAGUAUCGCAGAUCUUGCGCGUGACGAAAGAUGCGAAGGUUUAUCGGGAGCUGAUCUCGCAGCAUUGGUUCGUGAAGCUUGUAUGGCGGCUUUACGAGAAUGUAUAAAUGCGCGCGCCACUUGCCAUGUGUCCAUUGAGAACCAGGCUUCUCUUGAACAAAGCCCUCUGGGAGUGGGACAAAGGCAUUUUUCUGCAGCUUUUCAGAAAGUAAAGCCUUCAGUAAGCAAAAAGGAUCAAGCUUUGUAUGGGAAAAUGAGGACUUUGACGCCGACGUGACGAAUGGUUUAGAAGCCGUGACGUUCAAGGAAGAUCAGGGC
Molecule: messenger RNA, 2380 nt
Organism: Orbicella faveolata
Lineage: Eukaryota; Metazoa; Cnidaria; Anthozoa; Scleractinia; Merulinidae
Product: nuclear valosin-containing protein-like
Biological process (GO): ribosome biogenesis
Cellular component (GO): nucleus
Molecular function (GO): ATP hydrolysis activity; ATP binding; RNA binding
Source: RefSeq, a predicted model, not a curated record